Dreissena polymorpha is the source of this 3275-nucleotide messenger RNA. RefSeq lists its product as uncharacterized. The transcript has 8 exons. The coding region runs from base 1 to 1446 and encodes 481 amino acids. The record is from RefSeq and is a predicted model, not a curated record. Lineage: Eukaryota; Metazoa; Mollusca; Bivalvia; Myida; Dreissenidae.
AUGGAGAGCAGAAAUGUUAUCGGAGUGAAAAUAGCACAACAGGAAUCAUACGGCUGGAGAACAGAUUUUAAAACAUUUGAAAAAUCACUGAAUAUUGUGUAUGAGGAGCUAACAAACAUUGAAUUUCUUAAACCUGAUUGUGUUAUGAGAACUAUCGAUGUUCAUGGAUUCAAAGCAUAUGAAAAGCCUAGUGGUAAAAGUUCAUCUAUCUACGAGAUGAUAAGUUACUUACUGUCUGGAAACGACAGCUUUAUGUUCAUUUUACGACUAGCCGCAGCACGAUAUGCACAGACGCACUUUGAAACAUAUGUUACAAAGCUAACAAACACCUUUGAUGACUGCUACAAAGCGAAUGUCUUUUUUAAGGCGCAUGGCAUUACACUGGACGAAAAGAUGAAAUGGCCAAAGCACAAGAGAGAGUGUGUGUCUGAUGCAUUUAACAAAUUAGUGCGUGAAGCAGUUCACGAAGGGAAGGGCAAUGCACCGUUUUACAUAGAAUUUUUGAGUGGUGUCUUAAAUAGAAAAAUACACCAGCACUUUGAGGAGGAAACAUACGACGGUCGAAAAGUGGAUACAAUAGCCGGCCUGAACGUGAGCUUAACAACUGAUGAUUCCAGUGAUCGAGAACUGCACGUUUACUGGCUGAAGUCAAAGGAUCUUGUAAAAGAAACGCCGUACUGGAUAUUCCCCCUAUUUAAAUGUGUUCAAAAUUGCCUUGGAAUGGAACUUUGUCAGGGUAUUUACGCAUUUUUGAAGAAUCAAAACGAAUUUGAGGAAAACACAUGUUUAGAUUUCAUCAACACACCUUAUAUAUUUGAAUUUGAUCAGCUGAAAGAAAAAGGCAUAAUUAAAACGGAGACAACAUCGAUGCGGACCAUACACACAAUCCAGGUGGAGGGAUUUACUGCCUAUGAGAUGCCUGGUGAUAAAACCUCGUGCAUGUAUGAGUUCAUGAGUUACAUGCUAUUCAGGAAUGCAGACAUGAAAUACAUCAUGCGUUUAGCUGCGAUGCGUUAUGCUUUACAAAACUGUGGGAAAUAUGUGAACACAUUGACAGGUGAGUUUGAAAAGGCCGUAUUCGUCAGCUCCAGAGUUAAAGACGCCAAACUCUUUUUUGAAAUGCAUGGCAUUGAGUUUGAAAAAACUGAGUCGUCAUCGAUGAAACAGUGUGUCCUUAUGUCAUUUACUGAACUUGUGCGUGAAAUUGCCAAUACAGGACAAGGACCGUUUUACGUGGAGUUUUUGCGUGGUGCUCUAAACUGCAAAAUUAAGCAAUUCACCCUAUGGGACGUGGAGAAACCAGGCGCUUCGGUAAUACCCGGUUUUAAUGUUACCUUGACAACCAGUUCACCACCUGAACGAGAACUGCAUACUUUUAGGGAUUUUCUAUCAAACAAUAAAAAAAUAGUACCUCUGUUAAAAAACGAGAAUCGUCUAGAAAAGUAAUAUUCUUUCCCGCUAAAGCUUCAGUUUUUAGUAUUUUUUAUUAUUUCUUUAAAAUUGGGGACGUAGAGGUAUGAUAAACAGAAAAACUGGUUAGUGCCUGAUCUUUUUGUAAUAUAAUAAGCUCGGCACGAAUACAAUAAUAUAUCUUAAACAACGUUUGCUUAAAAUAACUUUUGGAUUUUCCGUGUAGUUCUUUUUUCUAUUCUAAUUUAAAAAAAAUAAUUGACGACUAAGAAAAUUGAUAGGAUAAAUCGAAUACUAGGUCGGUGCCGAAUAAAGCGAAGUUUUUUGCUCGGCCCGAAAAUGGAACCACUCGCCAAGGCUCGUGGUUCAGAUUUUCUAAGCCUCGCAAAAUAAACUUCGCUUUAUUCGGCACCGACCUAGUAUUCUCUAUAUGUCCACCAAAUCAAGUAUUAUUAAUGCUCAGUUUAAAUAUGUGAUAUAUUAUUAAGCAACAAUACAUGUCUCUCUAUGUCAUGCCACCAUCAACAAGGACCACAAUGGAAAUAAGAGAUCACACUCUUUUUUGUGCUAUCCUUGGUACUGUGUUGCGUGACAUGUUAAUUAUCAUGUUUGUAUUUGUAUGUACUAGUUUAUGAAUGCAACAUGUUUGUUAAUAGUGUUUGCACCAUGAUGCCGAAAUAAAUCUAUGUAUCUAAAUAAAUCUAUUUAUCUAACUUCAAUCUAAUAAAUGUUACGAUGGACACAAAUUAAACGUACCUGCAGUUUUUGCGUGUAUAACUUUUACUUUUUGGACGUUUCUUUUGGUAUCAGGGUAGAGAAGAACAGCCAACACAAUGUUAAUACUUUUAAAAAUAUAUCCUAAGUUUUUUUGUUUUUUUUACUUAAAUGGAUGUCUAUUAUGGUCUUUUAAAAUAAAACAUGUUAACAUUUAUGUUAUCAACCAUAAUUGUAUUAAUUAAUAACGUCACGGAAAUGAUGGAUACAGCUAUAGAAAUAUAAAAAAAUGAAGUAUUUUUGCCAUUUAGUCAUUCGACUUUUAUUGAACAAUGUUUUGAAGAUAAAUUAUAACAAUAUCUGUGAAGUUCAGCCAUGUUUUGUUACAUUUAAAUGAAAAGUUAUAGGAUUUAUAUUUAAAUUAAAGCUUUCAUUCACUACUGUAAUGUAUACCAGCUGACUUGAUGAACAAAGUUCAAUCGAGAAAUAUACCAAAUUUAUUUUCUAUUAACACCACUUUUGCAAGGUAUGGUGAAUAAUUAUUUCGAGUUACGGAAACAUCAUACACAAAUUCUAUAUUACUACGCAAGGUAAAAAUUAUGUUGCUUUAAUUAACUUUGAGAUUAAUUUUUAACAAUUCAGCUCUUAUAAUUAUUUGGCAAAUAUUUAUUUUUUUUACUAAAAGCGUGUUUUAGUAUGAAGCCAACCCAGCCAGACCCGCCGCGUUUACCAUUCAUCAAGUAGUUGGAUACAAUCUAGCACACAAACACAAUUAACCUUAUAUUUUCUAUCACGAUGUUUUGUAGAUAAAUACGCGGAUUUACUGUUUCUAAAGCGCCAUUGAUGUGCCGAUUAUUUGUUUAGUUGCAUUUUUGUGAUGUUAUGCCAAUUAUUAAUGAUAGUAUGGACUGUUGCUGAGCUACAGUAGACUAUAUAUUAUUGUAUGCUGUCACAUGGUGUGUAAUGGUCAUAAUCAAAUGAAUCGUUAAUUUGAAAUGUAUUUUCUGAAAUAAUUAUAAGGUAUGUCAUGAUUAAAAGACAUUUUGAAUGACUUUUGUUGUAUAGUCAAACGUUGAUAGGUUCCUUUUAUGUUACACCUUUCGUAUUUUUUAUGUUUCUCGUGUUUACAAAACAAUAAAAAUACAUUAACA